Molecule: messenger RNA, 3245 nt
Organism: Rhagoletis pomonella (apple maggot)
Lineage: Eukaryota; Metazoa; Arthropoda; Insecta; Diptera; Tephritidae
Product: putative GPI-anchored protein pfl2
Exons: 3
Source: RefSeq, a predicted model, not a curated record
CAUCUGUGCAUUCGCCGCUGCGCGCUUUAUGAAUAAUGCAAUUUUCCUGUAUUGUGGCGGCAUUCAAAGCGCCAGUGAAACAAUAAAAGUUUUGCAAAUCUGUUUAAGCGAAUAUUUGCGUGCUUGCAUUGCAGUCGGUGGCGGUGGCCUUUUGCCCACACUUUUAUUUAUGGCAACUGUCCGAUAGCGGAUCGCUUGUUGCACUGCUGAUUGUCUGAUCUGUCUGCCUAUGUACAUUGGAUGCGUUGCGGCGUACCGCGUCAGACCAUAUUGGCGGCCGGCAGAAUCGCACUUUUACAAGGUGCCAAGUGUGCCAUUUCGUGCUACGCCACCACCGCUCGCUCACUCAAUUCACAUACUCCCUUGUGCGCUGCCUUUCUGCGCGUGACUUCGAAGUGGGUCACAUUAGGUGGUGAACGGCGGCGCGACGCGACGCGCGUCACUUGGCAAAAACAAAAGCCAAAUUAAAAAGGAAUUUCGCACCAAUGUAAAACGUUGUAAAAACCAAAGCGCAAAAAAAACAAUAAAACAGAAGGAAAAAGAAUAACAAAUAAGUGCGAAAUCUGUAAGUGCUAAUUUAUGUUAUAAAUCCAAAUAUGGGCUUAGAGCUUAGCGCUGCCAAUGAAACGAAAAAAUUUAAUUAAUUUAACAAUGAGCGACUAUCGAAAUUGUUAGUGCCGCGAACGUGACGGAACGGGCGCGCGUUGAAUUGCACAAGGCGAUGCGAAAACGUGAAAGAGGUCGUUAGAGCAAGUUAAAUAAAAUAAUAUAAUAAUAUAAUUACAGAGAAUAAUUUUUUGCUCUCAGCGGUAGAAAAAACUUGUCUAAAAAUAAAAGCAGAAACUAUUAAUAUCUGCGCGCGUAGAAGCGUCAAAGAAAAGAAGUGAAAAUUCAUUCAUAAAAUCAAGUUGGCGCUCCCAAAACCUACGCGCUCCCCUCGCUCAACAUCUCUCAGCCUUCUCUUGCAGAGAGCGUCCGCAACGGUUUUCGAUUCUCGGAGCGCUUAACCACCGAAGAUGCAUACGCCACAUCUGGUCACUCCAUCAGCGCCGACGGCAGCGACGGCGUCAGCUGCUCACCACCACACCCAUCACCACCAAAACAACAACUACCAGCACUACGCUCCGCAUUAUCAAAACAACAACAGCAACUCAAGCUACAUACCACACGACCAAUCCACCACCAUUUUCAGCAAAACAAAUCCAACAUAUCACCACACUGCAACCAAUGCCACCACAAACGCCAACUCUAACCACACAAACAACACAAACAACACGAACAACACUUCAUCAUCAACGCCGUCUGCGCACAAAUUUGCGCCUGCACGUAGACUAGCUGCUCGUCAGACUUUGCGUCUGCAAAUACCCAAGCAACAGGGUGACUCGUAUGCCUUACAAAAUGCUUGCAAUGGUGGCGUGGGUGGUGCCGCUGCUUCUUCUACUUAUUAUAAACAUUCACCAUCACAGCUGCCGCCUGCGCCGAUCCUCAAGCGCCAUACGGCUACACCGACGCAAUCGCUUCAUGCGUCUAGCUCAUUUCCGAAAUCCGCUUCACCAUUGGAGUCACAUAAGCUGCCGAAUGUGGUUUGUAACAGCUCCUCGCCAUCCUCACAGUUAUCCUCGGCAUCGUCGUUGCUCUACAAUGGUAGCAACUAUAGCAGCAGCGGUUUGUCGAUACAUCCAGCUACAGCCACACCCACCAGCGGUGCGCAUAAAUUUUUGAAUUUGCGUAAGCCGAGCAUUACCUUGAAUUCGGCGGAUGUGCGUAACGGCAACACCAACAACAAUGGAAAUAGUAGCAGCAGCAUUGGCAGUUGUGGCAGUGAUUUGUUUGGCUUCACCAGGGAAUUGUCCCCCUCGAUUGACAUGAGCGAACAUUCUCCGAUUUUCGCCGAGCUCGCCUCAUCUAUAUCGCCUUCGACCACCAGUUCAGGCUGCUCACCCACGCAUCACAUAAAUCGUCUAUUCAGUCUAAGUCCUUCCACAAUGAGGAGUUAUGGCAAUGACGCUAAGUGUUUACGACGACGCUUCGGCAUGGGCAAUCGUAUGAGUAGUUUUUGGUGUAAAAAUUCGUCUUUGCAACUGCCAGACAACAACAACAGCAAUAACAAUAAAAACAACAAAACCGAACGUGGACAGAGUCAUAAUCGCAGUCCAAGUGGAUUUUUCAAGAGUUCCGGCAAUCGGCGAAUGUCACUGAAUUGCGUUUCGCGUAAGUCAAAAUCCAGCGGCGAUACAACAGCAACCAGAUCCACAACGGAGCAGGCUACAACAACAUUGAAAACACCCAUAAAUACAGCAACGACGCCAGCUGCUGCUGCUGCUAAAACUAUUGCAGCGCUGGACGAAUUAGUAGACUUUACAACAGCAACAACAAACUCAACGCCAGCAAGAUCGAAAAUCAGUACGACUGCAUCAUCAUCAUCUUUGCCAGCGCUAGCAGCUCCAACGACAACGACAACGACAACGACAACAACAGCAGCGAAAACCUCGCCCAACACGCCAUUAGCGAUGACAACGAUUCUGUCAUCAUCAUCAUCCAGGCACGAACAAGCUAGCGCAACAACAAUACGCAAUAUCAGCACCACCGCCGCCACCAGCAAAACAACCAGUCAACAGCAGCAGCAGCGACAAGCGAUAAAUAUGAAAACAAAUACACUACCGCCGAGAUCAACUAAAGCUACAACAACAACAACAACAGGAACAACAACAACAACGACCCCAACGAUAGUGAGAACACCGCCAGACGGUGGGCAAACAGGAACGCCGCCGCCGUCGCAAACAAGUCCGGCAGCAACUGCAGCCGCUUCGAAGCGCACACCAACAAUCUCGACAAUCGAACAAGAAUUUGCGAAACUAAUGAAAGCGCGUACGGGCACAGCAAAUAGUGAAAGCCGCUAUGGGGAGGAAGAUAGUAGAGAUUUUAAAAAUAAGAACACACAGCAAAAUCACUAUACAAUCAAGAAAAAUAUUGGCAAAGGCGGCGGCACCGAACGUUGUUCCGUAAAUGAUUUGAAAGCUUUGUUCUUAUCAGCGCCGCAAACAGCAGUGAAUUAUGCAUCAGCUGCAUCAGCAACGAAAACGAUAGCUGAGAGAAUAGCAGCGAAGAACUUAAAAUCUCCCGUGAAGGUCAUCAUUACAGCUGCAGACGAGAGCACAGACACAGAGGCCGUGGAAUACAACAGCAAGCGCGCAAAUGGAAAUCUACCCAGUAAACCCAUAAAUCAUGUUCAGCCAUAUAUGAAG